UUCAGUACCAGACCAUAUUAACCAAGAGGUACGCUGAAAUUUAUUGCCCAACUUCAUGCCCUAAAAAUCUAAAUUCGUCACAGGGAUUUAGAAGGGAGAGGGAGAGGGAGAGGGAGGGAGGGACAGGAGAAUUAUUGUGUGAUUUGUUUGGAGGUUUCGUUUCAGGAAGAUGUCUCCUGGGCUUGUGGUGGGCACAAUUGGAGGCCUCCUCCUCGCUCAUGCCGCCUUCUCCACCAUUCAAUAUCGAUCGGUGCUGAAGAUCACAGAGGAUGAGUUCAUUGGGCCUCCUGCUAAUGUUUUAUUUGAGCUGCUUAUAGGUUUUGCUUUGUGCUUUUGGGCGUCUUUGACCGUGCCAGGGAGGUUCAUAUCGAUCUUGCUAGAUUCUGAAGAGAACAGGUUUGUUUCUUUAGCAGACAAUCUGGACUUCAUGAUUUUCAACCACCGGGGGAAGAUAUUCCCUUCUCUGAUUGGCUCCAAGCUGAAAACUUGAGACAUACUACUGUCUGAGGCACGAGUUUGGAUGCCUACUCUUUUUGGAAUUGCUGGGAAAUCUGUUUUAUAACUUUUUCUUGGGUAAGUCACCUUGGGGUUAGGGGGGCCAUCAUGAUAUAAAACAACAGUUGUUUCAUAGACAUGGAAGACCUUCCCAUCACGAACCUUUCUUUGGAUCAAAAGCUAGAUGGACACCUUAAUGUUGGAUCUAUCAAGAAGGCAAAAGAAGUGUUGGUUCCUUGUUUGGUCAUUAAAGAGAAUUCUUUGGGUUUGUUAACCCAUUAUUUUUGGCAAAAAAAUUAUGCAAGAUUGUGAGAAUUUGGCAACCUUUUUGAGUGGAAGUUGGCUCAUGAUCUCACUCAGGAUAACUUGCAGAUUAUGUUACGCA
Molecule: messenger RNA, 880 nt
Organism: Amborella trichopoda
Lineage: Eukaryota; Viridiplantae; Streptophyta; Magnoliopsida; Amborellales; Amborellaceae
Product: membrane magnesium transporter-like protein
Cellular component (GO): EMC complex; plasma membrane; early endosome
Source: RefSeq, a predicted model, not a curated record